Lachancea nothofagi CBS 11611 is the source of this 588-nucleotide messenger RNA. NCBI's taxonomy places the organism in Eukaryota, Fungi, Ascomycota, Saccharomycetes, Saccharomycetales, Saccharomycetaceae. The record is from the annotation of a GenBank genome assembly.
AUGUUUUCUUCGAGAGUUGUUCUACAUAGUGCGCCAGCUGCGAAAAUUGCCUGCAGACAAUUUUCAGUCUUUCAACCUCGCUUACAAGUACCCAAAUCAAAUAUCACUGAACCAACUGAGAAAGAGCCGAGCAAUGUAUUCAAUUGGACCGAUUUCUUUCAGUUGCGAAAGCAAGAGCGCAGAAUCAACCUUGGGUCAUCGGUAGUCACUGCUCUAUUGACUAGUAAUGCAUCGUGGGCCUAUUUGUCGACUAUGGAGAUCGACCCAAUGCAAACAAUUAUGGGAUUCGAUCCUUUGGUGGUGGUUUCUGCAAGCCUUUUGGCUUCUGGUGCCUUUGGAUACCUUUUAGGUCCCAUUUUAGGGACAACUAUCUUCAAAAUGAGACAAAAAUCGAACUUGACAGAGUACAAUCAGAAGACGAAGGCUUUUUUGAGGCAUGUUAUUGACAACCGAGUGGAUUCAUCAUCUCAGAGCUUUAGUAACCCAGUCCCAGACUACUAUGGUGAGAAAAUAGGGUCUGUAGGCGAAUAUAGGCAAUGGUUGAGGGACUGCCACGGUUUCAGAAGAAAAGCCAGAGAGUUUCUUUGA